GUGACAUAUCUCCAGAGAUAUCUCUCUAGGUUUAUGUGUCAAUCAAAACAAAACUCCAUUCGCAUUUCAAAACUUUUCAAACAUUUAAAUCUUAUUGAUAAUUAUACAUUUCAAAUUGCGUAUCUGCAGCUAAAAUUCGCAGUAUUGUAAUGUCGAGUAACAACCUUCAGUUCAUUCAGUAAUCGAGUGGUGGUGUUUUCGAUAAAAUUCUUCAGAUGUUUCGAAGUCGAAGUUGGUUUGGAGGUGGAUGGGGCAGACCGAAGAACCUCCAUUCUCUGGAACACUUGAAAUAUUUAUACAAUGUGCUAUCGCGAAAUCAAACUGUCUCAGAACACAAUCGAGGCCUGCUCGUUGAAACAUUGAGAUCCAUUGCUGAAAUCUUAAUUUGGGGGGACCAAAAUGAUUCCUCAGUAUUUGAUUUCUUCCUCGAAAAAAACAUGUUGUCGUUUUUUUUACGCAUAAUGAGACAAAGAAGCGGAGGCUCUAAUUAUGUCUGUGUUCAGCUUUUGCAAACUCUAAACAUACUGUUUGAGAAUAUUAGAAACGAAACAUCUUUAUAUUACUUGUUAUCAAAUAACCAUGUAAACUCCAUAAUUGUUCAUAAGUUUGAUUUCUCAGAUGAAGAAGUAAUGGCUUACUACAUUUCCUUUUUGAAAACUCUUAGCCUGAAACUGAAUGCUCACACGAUUCACUUUUUCUACAAUGAACACACCAAUGAUUUUCCUCUGUACACUGAAGCAAUAAAGUUUUUCAAUCAUCCUGAAUCCAUGGUGCGAAUUGCUGUGCGAACACUAACUUUAAACGUAUAUAAGGUUGAAGAUGCCAGCAUGAUAGCUUUUAUCAGAGAUCGAACUGCCGCUCCGUAUUUUUCCAACAUUGUUUGGUUUAUAGGAAAACACAUCCAAGAGUUGGAUAUAUGCGUUCGAAAUGAAGCAGACCAUCAUUCACAAAACAGACUGGCUGACUUGGUAGCUGAACAUCUCGAUCAUCUACACUAUUUAAAUGACAUUCUUUGCCUUAAUAUAACGGACUUGAACCAUGUUCUCACGGAUCAUUUACUUCACAAGUUACUAAUUCCUCUCUACAUAUAUUCCCUUGCGUCGCACAGGAGAAAAUCAUCGAUACCCGAAGGAGUAAAUCAUACAGUAGCCAAAAUCUUAUCCAAAACUUCCGCAGGACCGGAUUCGCCCCGAUUACAAGACCCAACAACAGGCAGAGUCUCUUGCGUAGUGGCUCUAUUUUUACUAUCACAGGUCUUUUUGAUUAUAGCACACUCUCCUUUGGUUCAGACACUGGCUUGUAUAAUAUUACGAACUGAUCGGACAGUGUUUGAAAAAGGUGUAAAUAAAUUACUAGAGCAUUAUGAAUUGGAGAAGAAAUUGCUGGAUGAGAGUUUAAGCGAUGAAGCGAGUGGAUUAAGUUCAAAAGAAAGUUCAAGUUCUAAAGAAAUGCUAGUGGAAGAUCUGCGAAAUAUUACAGAUGAAGAGAAGGAAAAACUUGCUAAAAACCCAUGUGAUAGUGUUGUUACCGAAAAACCGUUUUUGGAGACAGUUUACAGUGCCCUGGACUGUUCUGAAAAUGACUAUGCUGCUCUAUUUGCUCUUUGCUUGCUCUACGCAAUGGCAAAUAAUAAAGGUGUAACGUCUGACGUCCUAGAGCAAGCUCUGAAGCCAAAAAAAUCUUUCAUAUCAAAAUCAUCAUCAAAAGAUAUAAAAUACUCUUAUAAUGUGUAUCUCCUGGAAAAGCUUCUUUCAAUCAUAUCGUCAGCUUGCCAGCCCACGUGUAGAGUGAGACUGGCCACUUUGGAAGUGAGUUUAAAAUUGAUUUUGCAGCUAGUAAUCUGUGAUGGAAAAAAUAUACUUCUCGAACCACAUAGACAGGUGAUUGAGUCUGUUAAAUCUCAAAGUAUGGCGUUGUUGAGGAAUUUUUAUAAGAGCGAGGAAAUAUUUUUGGACAUGUUCGAACACGAGUACUGCGAUAUGUCGAAAUCUUCGUUAAAUGUUGAAUGGCUUUGUAUGGAUAGCGCUAUACUUCUGCCACCCACCGGUACUCCAAUGACUGGAAUUGACUUCAUAAAGAGACUACCAUGCGGCGAGUGUUUGUUACAGAGUGAAAAGGCCAGAAGAGCAAUUCGCUUAUUUUUCUUGAUGCGAAAUGCCGUUUUAACAUUAAAUGGCGAAAUGGAGACCCAGUUGCCUUUAACAAAUCCCCAAAGUUGUGUGCAGAUUGAGCAGGCGCUGGACUUGAGUAUAUCUCGUUAUAAUUCGGAUCUGAUUGCCUGUACAGUCUUGUACAAAGACGGUAUGAAGAUGCGCCGGUUUUUAGUAAUAGAUGUAAUGCAGUUAAUACUUGUGGAACCGGAUAAUAAAAGGCUCGGUUGGGGUGUAGCUAAGUUGGUUGGGUUUCUACAGGAUAUUGAAGUCAGUGGCGAUAAAGAUGAUUCCCGAUGUUUACACAUCACUAUUCACAGGCCAAUAUCUGGUGCGACGACAAACCGGGUGCCACUUUUGAGUGCUAAAUUUCUGUUUGAUGAUAAUAUUAGAUGUAUGGCGGCAAAGCAACGACUAACCAAGGGUCGGAUCAAAGCUAGGCAAAAGAAAAUGCAACACAUAGCUCGUCUCUUGGAAAUCCCUGGACAAUCGGGUCCACCAAGCCCAGCUUUUACUGGCCAGGGAAUGUACGGAUUUCGCUUAGCUAGCAGGAAUAUUCGCGACAGUAGGCCAUUAUUUGGAAACAGUAGAGUACCAGGGUUUGCUGCUCCUAAAAGGGAAAGUUCACCGGGGGUUUUACAUAGAGCAGACGACUCUCGCAGACAUCGUGAUGGUAAUAGUCCUAACAGGCUAUCCAGCGUCAAAAAGGAACCUAACUCAGCGAUUACAAGCAAUAAUAUUCGAAAAGAGAUGAGAUCCCGAGAGAAUUCAUCCAGUCGGACAAAGUCACGCGACGGAUCUCCUAGAAUGCCUCGUCCGAGAUCUGAAGAAAUACCUCUGGAAUUAAUAAAAAAAGGGCCUAGUUCGUUUAUCGAUAUGGCUCCUAAAAUAAGCAUUCUACCUAGGCCUCAAACUCCUAGAAGCGAGGAUGAACCAAGUAUAUCAAGCGCAGCAGCAUUAAGUAAUUUGAGUGUAAGUGAACCCGUUCAGCCGAAAACAGAAAACAUUGUACAAACUUCAGCAAUAUCUGUGGAAACUUCGUUUAUUGGAGACAAAAAGCCUGAUAAAAUUAAGGAGGAUGUGGAUACUGUAUAGCAGUGAAUCGUUUUAUAAGCUGUUGGACAAAAUUCAUUCUUUAUUGCUGUGACUAACUAGUUAUUUAAAGUUGAUUUUUUAACCAGUUGAAUGAAAUAAACUGAUAUCUUGAC
Molecule: messenger RNA, 3358 nt
Organism: Dendroctonus ponderosae (mountain pine beetle)
Lineage: Eukaryota; Metazoa; Arthropoda; Insecta; Coleoptera; Curculionidae
Gene: ema
Product: protein CLEC16A homolog
Exons: 15
Coding region: 216-3245 (1009 amino acids)
Biological process (GO): endosome to lysosome transport; endosomal transport; regulation of autophagosome maturation
Cellular component (GO): late endosome; endolysosome membrane
Source: RefSeq, a predicted model, not a curated record